Molecule: messenger RNA, 720 nt
Organism: Morchella importuna
Lineage: Eukaryota; Fungi; Ascomycota; Pezizomycetes; Pezizales; Morchellaceae
Exons: 4
Coding region: 1-720 (239 amino acids)
Cellular component (GO): cytoplasm; nucleus
Molecular function (GO): protein binding
Source: RefSeq, a predicted model, not a curated record
AUGGACGAAACAGAAAACAAAGAAGCCAUCCACGCAGCCUGUCGUGAAGGACGCUUGGCCGCGGUCGAGUCACUCCUGUCUGCAAACCCGAAGCUGGCGCACCGCCGCGACUCGGACGACCGUCUACCGAUUCACUGGGCGUGCUCGUAUAACCACCUCCCAAUCGUGCAGGUGCUGACGCAGGUCAAAGACUUUGACAUUGACGCUGUUGACGGCAGCGGCUGGUCGUGUCUCAUGAUUGCCUGCAGCGUCAAGGAUGGCGACGACCUUGUCGAGUACCUGCUGAAGCGGGGGGCAGACGCGGGGCUAAAGAACAACAACGGCCAAACCCCCCUCCACUUCUGCGCCUCCAAGACCCGCCUCUCCGCCGCCCGCCUCCUCCUCUCCCCACCCUACAAAGCCUCCCCACGCAUCCCCGACACGCACUCACAACUACCCCUCCACCGCGCCGCCGCCGUCGGCUCCCUCCCCAUGGUCAAGCUUCUCCUCGACCACAACUCCCCCGUCAACAGCAGCGACCGCAGCGGCCUCACGCCGCUCCACCACGCCAUCGCCGAGGGCCACGGCGACGUCGCCAUCGAGCUCCUACGCAGGGGUGCCGACAGCUCGCGGCGCGACAGCGACGGCGUGCUCGCCAUCGCGCUGGCGCCCGAUCGAAAGGUCAGGACGUGGAUCCUGGCUGAGGCGGAGAAGGAAGGGGUUGAGGUGGUCACGGAGUAG